Messenger RNA from Phaedon cochleariae (mustard beetle), 2934 nucleotides. The record is from the annotation of a GenBank genome assembly. NCBI's taxonomy places the organism in Eukaryota, Metazoa, Arthropoda, Insecta, Coleoptera, Chrysomelidae.
UACUGUUCACAUAUGACUGUAGUAUCGAUGAUGAGUGAACUUUUAGUUCAUUGAAAUUGUUAGAUUCAGCGAAAUUCAGCAAUCUUUUUUGAAUUUUGAAUAUGUAGGUAUCAGGGUGGAGGCAUGUAGAAGUUGAACAAGAACGAUGUUGAUGAGUUGAUGCCCGUGUAAUAAAAUAUUUCAAGUUGCAAGGCAAGUGCUGAGACUUGAAUUUCAUGAUUUGCUCGUCAUGAAUAUAUGAAAUAGUGUUUAUCAUGGCUGGUGUUGUGCCGAAAAAAACAUCAUCUGGUCGCAAGCAGUGGACUCUACAUGGUGGUCCUUCUCUCAAAAGACUCAGAAAUCAACUGGCAUCUGAUGGUUGUCCAGAAUCCCAGGUGGUUUUGGCCAAGCAAUUAUUGCAUGAAGAUUGUGAAUGUGAUUCAGAAAGGAAAGAAAAUGCCCGAUUAGGAGUCUAUUGGUUGAUGAAAGCAUCAGAACAGGGUAAUAUAGAAGCAACAGAACUCUUGAAAACAUGCUUGCAAACAGGAAAGGGUAUAAACGAACUCAACUAUAUGGAUGUGAAAUCUUGCAUUUCCAUGACCCAGGAUGAAAAACUAGCCAGAAAGGCAGCUCAUGAAAUGUUUGCUAGUUUAUCAAAUGGAUGUGACUAUAUUACCUCGGAACAACUUCAGAGGAAAAUCUUAGAGAUAGAUCGAGGCGAUACAUAUUCAAAAUCCACAGAAACUGUUGAUUUUGAUAAUGAUCAUUUUGGAGAUGGUAAUGGUGAAUUGGUGAACGAGUAUGAAGAAACAAGCGAGCUCUCAGAGGAAGAAACAGACUGGUCCCAAAAGUCAGACAGCAGCAACGAGAAAUUAACAGAGGACAACCUUGUGACAGCUGCAGUAGAUUAUUCCCACGGUCACUUACCGGACGUCAACAGGAUAUUAUGUCUCUCUGACCCAAACUUGAGGGCAUUAGAUCACAUUCCAUUCGUGCACCGAUCCAUAUUGCACCCAUUUCUAGCUUUACGAAUACUUUAUUACAAACUGAUUAAGUUUUUGGGGCGUAAAACUUUACCGUUUCUGUAUCCUCUAGUCAAUUCGGAGUUCCACCUCAUAUUUUUAGUGAUAGUUUAUGUUUUGUGUAGCUCUGAUAAUUUUUUGUAUUGUUUGCCUAUGCUAGUCUAUUACGUGUCUUUUAUUAUUAUGGUGUGCACUACCUUUCAAAUGUUGCAAAAUCAAAGAGAGUUUCUCGACUUUCGCCUCUGGUCAGGGCUAUUCAUAUGCUAUUCUGGUGGUAAUUUGAAUAGAGAGGAAACUGAGCACCAGUAUAUUCGAAAUAAUAUGAAACCUUAUGGCCAAUUCUUUUUGAGUCUAUUAGUCAAUUUGAUGGUGUACCCCAUUAUUUCUGAGCAAUGGAUACCACAGUCGGAAUUAACAAUAAUAGCUUUUCUGCUAACAUUCAUGACUUUGCUUGGAUUUAUGCCUAAAAAUCGAUCAAAACUGGUGCUGGAUACGAUGGUACUAUUCAGUUUUGCUGUGAAUGUUUUGGCAAAAUAUCCCUAUGAAACUGAUCCGGUUGUGACUCAAGGAUGGCGAUUCUUGGAACUAAAAGUUCCUACUUUUCCUAGCUACAUAAUUGGCAAUGGAAUCGAGUUUUGUAUCAGUUUCAGAUUCAUCUUGUAUGCUUGUAUCCCGCUAAUAUUUUUGAGAAUUGCUCACAAACAAAACUGGAAGGGAACUUAUAAAAUGUUGAUUCCCCAUUGUGUGACCUUGAGUUGGCUCCAAAUUUGCAUCAUCAGCUCUCAAGGAGCUACAAUGUUCGGUUUCCUGAGAGGAACUCUAGCUUUAGUUGGAGUAGUGCUUUUCUUGCCUCUAGUAGGCAUCACUAGUGUUAUUCUCCCGGUAAUCGCUGUUACAAAAUGGAUGAUAACCUCAAAUAUAUUAUACACAAUUUGCGUAUUCGCCAUUCUCAGCACAUUAGGCUUGAGUAUUUGUUAUAUCUGUGCCCAAACUCGCUACAAAAAGUACACUGCUGUCAUACAAAUAGUGUUGAUGAUAUUUGCAUUUUUUGUUCUCAUCAGUUCAUCUACAAGAGAACAAAUAGAUGUUUAUUACGAGGAGAGAAAAUCUCAACAAAUCAUGACUUGGGAGGUGUUCCAGAGAUUUUGCCAUCAGCCUGUGUGGCAGGAGGAAAAUAUUGCUUUGUCUCAAAUAAAGUGCGCGAAUUUGGAAGGCGUUCGAAUCCAAUGGAAUGGUUACAUAACUGACAUCAAGGUUAAAUCAGUAACAAAUACUUAUAAACACAUUUUCGAUAAAUUCCCGAGGGGGUUAUCUAGAUAUUUGUAUUGUUUUUACGGCGAAGAAACGAAAGCAGACUGCGACCAUAUUCCGGAAAUGGUCAAAGAAGACUGUCUAUCCUUUUAUGAUACAAUAAGCUCAACAAACAAAUGCUCCUUGCAUAAAUUCAACAAAUAUACAUUUGAAAUAAACCUGAAAAUGCACUCGGGUAUCUGGGGCAAAGCUACCGAAGUAAGUGUGAUAGUUAAUGAUUAUUUCAAAGAAUAUCUGCUGAAGCUAAAACCAACUGAUCACAUCUGGUUCAAAGGCAUUUUAUUCAAUAAUGAGGGUGUGGGCGCAGAUGGAAUUUUAGGAGGUCUCAGACCACAUGUUGAUCUAGAAGAAAUAGGCUGUGCAUCAUGUCAAGAUAGUAGUAUUAAUGAAAUCAAACUGAAUCCUGAAACCAGGUUUGAUUUGAGUAGUAUGCUGGACUCUCUGUAUCUAGGCUUUAAGUUUAUUGUAAAUGUUCUGUUCAGUCCAUUGCUGGUAUUGAAAUAAUGUAUUAUAUUUUCUCCUGUAGGGGUUCACUGUAUUAACUGCUCAUCAGUUCAGUCUGGUGUUUGAACUCGUUGAAAGAAAUGAAACACCAUCUGAGUAAAUAUACCUCAUUAUUUGG